Messenger RNA from Alternaria atra, 1914 nucleotides. RefSeq lists its product as uncharacterized. The coding region runs from base 1 to 1914 and encodes 637 amino acids. The transcript has 2 exons. NCBI's taxonomy places the organism in Eukaryota, Fungi, Ascomycota, Dothideomycetes, Pleosporales, Pleosporaceae. The record is from RefSeq and is a predicted model, not a curated record.
AUGGGUGCAACUCCUGUCAAUCCAUUUGUUGAUGUGGACGAGAUACUACCCAUCCAAUCCACUUCUUCACCGCGCCCCCCUGUGUCAGAUGCAACCCCUGCUUUCCUUUCAUAUGGGUCCUCAAGAUCGAUCAACAGCUGGGAUGACCAACCUCCGCCGUAUCCAUAUGGUACACCUUGUUUCUCCACCAUAAGUCUUCCUCACUCCAGUAGCGAGUCGCUUCCCCUCCGCCAGGGCGCGGCCAAGCGUGACCGAAGAAAUCUAGCUUUCCGAGGCUUCUCAACCACGAAGCGUAAGACCUUCAGUCAUGUUCACCCGAGGACGAUAUGGCAGAUGAUCGAUACUCGCGAGGUAUUCUGGCCAUUCACUUGGAAGAAGUACAUUAUCCUCUUCGCUGUGGCAGCGCUUGCCGUCGGAGUUGCGAUUUCAGAUCACUAUUUCGGCUGGAUCAAAAAGUCCAUGGAGGUAACGAGGAGCAACAUGCUGCCAGUCCUCAUCAUCGUCCUUGGUCUCGAACCGAUCAUGAUCACCAUCAUCUUGCUGGUAGCCCGGGUACCUCCUCUUCACCCUCCUGUUGGUCCGCCUGUCGAAGGGGCUGCUCCAGACGUCGAACUCGACGUGGAAAAGGCCAUUUUCAUCGUCGAAGCUACACCAGAACAUCGGACUGCACUCGUAAUGCCAUGUCACAACAGCGACCACGAAGCCACUAGCAAGGUUCUCAAGAGCGCUUUCGUCCACUUCCGACCACAAGACAUCUUCGUCGUCGAUAAUGGUCGCACCAGACACCCUACCUCCCCCGAGUUCCGCAACUUCAUCCGAAGCGAGCACCCUGAUAUCAACUACAUCUGGUCUCCCAUUGGUAGUAAGAACGCUGCACAACUCGUUGGUGCAAUCGCUGCGAAGGACUAUGACUGGAUCAUGACAGUGGACGACGAUGUCUCCAUCCCAGCAACAUUUCGUCCCCCAAUCACCAAGAUGGAUGACAUUACAAAGGGUUGUGUCUUCCCUCUCAAGGCUGUCGAUGCUAAUGGCGAUGUACCACUGUGUCUCGUCGCAUGGCAAGACUGCGAGUACAAGAUAAGUGGUCUCACCAAGCUCGCUGAGGCGUCCAUUUGCGGCGUAUUAUAUCCACAUGGUGCAGGCUGGUUCUGCGAAAGAGACACACUCAUCGAUCUCAUCAGCAACUACCACUCCAUUGACUUCAUCGCGGAAGAUGUAAACACGGGUCUAUCGAUGCAGAAGAUGAAGAAGCGCAUUGCUUUCAACGCAACAUGUGUGCUCGAGACCGAAGUUCCAACCACCGUCCUUGGGCCAGGUCUCAACUGGUGGAACCAACGUUACCGCUCGUGGGAGAUGGGUCGCCAUGGUCGUCUUAUCGCUUUCACGGACCGCAUGUUGCUCUCUCUCAAUGGACCGACAACACCAUGGGGUAUAUUCACUCAAAAGUUCAUCCACCUCUACUCCAUCGCUACCAUCGUCGUGGAUUGGGUCCGCGUUCCUGUCUUCGUCACGAUGAGUGGUGAUCCAAACUUCUGGCAACUCGGCCUUCCGCUAAUGCUCGCUGCCAUCCUUCCCAUCCUCGCCUUCAAGUACUUCAACGCGCGACAUCGCCCAGAUCUUCAACCCCGGUUCUGGGCUGCCAUGACCUAUCCAUUGUAUAAGCAGCUGUACAGUCUCGUAUCCAUAUUUGGUGCUAUCCGUGCGGUUAUCUUCUACGCUGGAGGCCACAAGAAACCAAAGACGAUCAAGAACAUGAUCAAGGAUAACGAUCCUAAUGCUGUAUGGCUUGACCCUCGCUUUGAGGGCAAUCCGGCUUACCUCGCCGAUGAGGCCGAGGCUCUUCUCGCUGCCGCGAAGGAAGAUGGCAGCAACAAGGUGCCUACCUCUGUGUACAUAUCUCCGGCUUCUCCGUGA